Messenger RNA from Hevea brasiliensis (rubber tree), 2828 nucleotides. Its product is annotated as pentatricopeptide repeat-containing protein At2g06000-like. The transcript is spliced from 3 exons. Bases 322 to 1962 code for a protein of 546 amino acids. Gene Ontology annotation, molecular function: protein binding. NCBI's taxonomy places the organism in Eukaryota, Viridiplantae, Streptophyta, Magnoliopsida, Malpighiales, Euphorbiaceae. The record is from RefSeq and is a predicted model, not a curated record.
GCGCAAGCCCAUCUAGUAGAUUUGGCCCAAUGUAGUUUGAUCCAUCUCCCCUGCCCAGCUCCCACUGCUGCUCACACGCAUCCUUGGGAAAGGAGUGGCCGCAGUUUCAAUUAAAAACUGAACCCUUCUCACUGUGAAGCUCGUACAGGUCGGGAUAUCGGUAGCUCGGCAUGAAGCGAUCCGGUCAUUUUUACCGGAAUGCUACAAGAUCAUCAAAUUUUGAUUUAACCUAAAACCCGCGAAAUCCAGGCGACCCAGUAAAGUUUUUGGUCAUCUUCAUGGAGUCGUUGAUAUAGAUUAAGUGAUGGCUUGGGAUUGCCGAUGACCGUCCUAUUAUUCAAUACCCGGCCUUGCAGGGUUCGAGCCUCCACGAUCAUCGUUUCCCAUUUUCACGCUCACACUCAAGGAGGAUUUCGCCCCUUCCCUGACAGAGAGGUUAUGCAUAAUCCCGAGGCUUGGUUUGUUAAAGUUGUCGCAUCCCUUUUUGUCCGUUCACGUUCUUUGGAUGCUUGUUUGGGGUAUUUGUGUGAAAAUUUGACUCCUUUGAUAGCAUUCGAGGUAAUUAAGAGAUUUGGUAACUCUAAAGUGGGUUUAGAGUUCUUGGAGUUCAGUAGAUUGAAUUUGAGUCUAACUCAUUCCUUUUCGACUUACAAUUUGCUUAUGAGGUCUUUAUGUCAAAUGGGCCUCCAUGAUUUGGCGAAAAUGGUGUUUGAUUAUAUGAAGAGUGAUGGGCAUUUGCCUCAUAAUACACUUGUAGGAUUUUUGGUAACUUCAUUUGCCCAAGCAGGUAAGCUUGAUCUUGCCAAGAAACUGCUUGCUGAAGUUCAGGUUGAGGGGAUUGGGAUUAGUUCGUUUGUGUAUAAUAAUUUGUUAAAUGAGUUGGUUAAACGGAAUCUGGUAAAUGAGGCAAUUUGUUUGUUUAAAGAGCAUUUGGCAUUGCAAUCUCCUCCAGAUACUUGGACCUUCAAUAUUCUUAUCCGAGGUCUCUGCAGAGAAGAAGAAGUUGAUAGGGCUUUUGAAUUUUUCAAUGAUAUGGGGAAUUUUGGUUGUUUACCCGAUGUUGUUACAUAUAACACUCUGAUAAAUGGAUUGUGUAGGGUUAAUGAGUUAGAUAGAGGAUGUGACUUAUUGAAGGAAGUUCAGUCUAGAAAUGAUUGUUCACCAGAUGUGGUGACUUAUACCUCUAUUAUAUCUGGGUUUUGCAAACUGGGUAAGAUGGGAGAAGCCUCUGUUCUUUUUGAGGAGAUGAUCAGGUCUGGGAUUAAUCCAAAUGUAGUCACUUUUAAUGUUCUUAUUGAUGGCUUUGGCAAGAUUAGCAACAUGGUUGCAGCAAAAGCCAUGCUCGAAAAGAUGGUUCCUUUUGGUUGCCUACCUGAUGUAGUUACCUUCACUUCCUUGAUUGAUGGUUAUUGUCGGACAGGACAAGUGCUCCUGGGUUUGAAGAUGUGGGAUACAAUGAAAGUAAGAAAUCUAUUUCCAAAUGUUUAUACUUAUGCAAUUCUUAUUAAUUCUCUAUGCAAGGUGAAUAGACUUCAUGAAGCCCGAGACUUUUUAAGGCAGUUGAAGUGUAGUAAGGUUGUUCCAAAACCAUUUCUAUACAACCCUGUGAUUGAUGGGUAUUGCAAGGCUGGGAAUUUGGAUGAGGCAAAUUUGAUUGUGACAGAAAUGGAAGAAAAGAGAUGCAAUCCUGAUAAAGUGACAUUUACCAUUCUUAUUAUUGGACAUUGUAUGAAAGGGAGAUUGCAUGAAGCAAUUGAUAUUUUCAAUAAGAUGUUAACAAUUGGUUGUGCUCCAGAUAGCAUUACUGUUAAUUCAUUGAUAUCUUGCCUACUGAAGGCUGGGCUGCCUAAUGAAGCCUUUCAUAUUGUGCAAAUAACACAAGAUGACCUCAAUUUGAGUUUGUCAUCUUUUAGAGCUACUAUUCCUUUGAGAAUGAAGACAGGCAUCCCAUUGGCUACUUGAAAUAACAGCUGCUGUACAGUUGGAAUAGAUUUAUUAAACCUAUUAACCGAACAAGGUGCUGCUAUUUCUUGCACCUCCAAAUUGGUUAUCCUGCUACCAGAGUUUCACUGCAAGAAGUGCUGGUUGGCUCAGGGGAUUGCUUCGUUAACCAGGUACCUGUUUGAAUUCCCACGCUGAAGAGACUGAUGGGAAUGGGGUUUCACAAGAGAUUAAACCCAAAUUGAAUGUCAUGGAAAGAGAAGUGCUAUGGCACUUUUGGGUAGUAAGUUGGGGUAACUGGGGCUUGAGGAGCUUGAUUGCUUGACAUCAAAAUUGUUACACUACUCUCUCGAGUUGUGCAAUAAAUUUUGUGUCUGUCAUGAGAUUCAUCCUUCACUCUAGGUUAUCCUAUCAAUGUUGUAUUUAGAUUUUUUUUUCUUUUUCAUAUAUGCAAAGCUCAAUAUUUGUUCUCCAUUUUCAGCUGUGUUAACAUUACUGGCACUUACCUUCUUGGAAACAAACUCGUGAAUGUGGAAUGUUGGAGCAGGUAAGCUACUGAAUUAAGAAAUUCUCAGGGUGUUCCAGCUGGAGAGCCUUGAGAAUCUGGUAUGCUUGAAUGAUACAUAGAAAUAAUAGCUUUCACUGAUGUUAUCAUUGUAGAUAGUGGUUCUUCAUUAAGACAACUGACAUACUCAAUUAUGCUUCUAAAACCUACUACUAAGCAGGUUGGUGGUUCAGGUGUCCCUGUACUGACUUCAAAAGCUUGCAUGAUCCCUUCGGAGAAGCAGGUAUCCAUAAGUUUAUAUGGAGAUACAGAGCCCGAUUCUGAGCGACAGCUAGAAGGCAGCAAGAGAACAGAACUCAGAAACUGAAAAAAAUAGAACUCA